UGGCCUUUGAGAUGGGCUUCACUCGUUAGCCUUGAUUAUUUUUUUUUUCCCCUUCCAAUCAUCCCCCCUCGCAUGUCCACUUUUGUUUUUAUUACAAAGAAACGCCCGUCCGCGAUGACAUUAGAAGGUGAACUGGCAGACAGGGUCAGCCAGGUGAUUUCAGAGCUGGUUGCGGUGCGGGCUGGCUGGCUUGCAGGUUUCAGUUCCUGUGCCGUGCAGUAAAGCGACUUGGUUGGUCAAAGGAUUGCAAUGAAACCAGCUCAGGAGCGCAACCAGGAGAGCCUGCCUCCUAAGAAGAGGGACCUCCCUCACAGCAACAGCGGCGGUGGCGGAGGGGCGGGCGGGGGCGGAGCUUCGGUAGGCGCCAGCAGCGCCGCUGGAGGAGGUAACGGAGAAGCUGAAGUUGUUUCCAUCCACAACUCUGCAGCCGGCAGUGAGACUCAGGGAGGGAAUCCAUCAGCAGAGUGGCCACGAACUCAUCCGGAGCAUCACUAUGGAGUGGAUAAUUCAGAGAGCAUCUCAGCGGGGCCUGUCGAUCAGUACAGUAUGAUUUAUAAAGUGGCUGUUCCUUCUGUUACCUACUCGCCCACCAGCCUCCACCCAGUGUUAAGCCACAUCUCGCCCACAUACACCGUACACUCUCCCCUCCUGCAGCAUCCAGGCCUUCCCUAUCCUCCCCUGGGUUACGCUCACAUCCCUCAUCCGUCUCUCCAGUUUGUUAGUUCACCGUACGCUGCCGUUCCUUACGCCGUCCCGUCCGGCUUCGUCCCUGGAUCGCUGAUUUCUCCGUCAGGCGCCAUCCCUCAGCCCCAUGCCGUGUCCCACCUGGUUCCCUAUCCAUCCGUCAUACAGGACGGAGUGGUUUCCCCACCUCCCCAGGCCCAGGCUCAUACGUUUACCAAACUUGCAGCGCCAGGUGGCGUCCCGCUGAUGAUGCCCUCAGAGCAAGCCGCCCAGCAGCACAUUGGUACUAUCGGGGUCAUACCUGCCUCAGAGAUCAGCUCCAGAGGGAUGCCAAUCUUCUACCAGCCCCAGAGCAGCCGGGGGGCGUCCGUCCCCGGCGACCUCCACAACGAAGCAGAGAUUAAUGGCGGCGAUAAAGAGCAAGGAGUCAGGGACGUCCUGCACGACUCUGCCUACGCUUCCAGAAAUGCACAUCUGCAGCAGGUAGUGUCCAUCUCCGCAGCGCAGGAGCACAGCCAAGAAAGGGCCCUGCAGAACCGACGCCUGGAAGGCCGAAGCUCUCCUGGUCAGCGCAGCACUCCGGACAGCGAUCUGGAGGUGCAGCAGGUUGUUGGCCACCUGGCUAGCUCGAGUCAAGGUGUUGGCGGGGUGCGGAAGGAGGUCUCGUUUGCCCCCUUGAAUCUCUCUCAGGGGGUCCAAAGAACCAGAGACGUCCACGGAGAGAGCCCGGCUGUUUCCAGCAGGGCUGUGCAUUCGGCGCAACCGCUGAGUUACGUUGAACACAAAGUCGGCGGGCUCCAGCAGCAGCCGGGUCACGCCGUUAUGCUGACCAACGGGCAGCCGGUGCUCGUUCCUCUCGACUAUCAGCUGCAGCGUCAGUCCCAGCCGCAGCAACACUACCCAGGACAGGCGAGCGACGCCGCCGCCGCAAAGGCCUCCAUUAACCCAAGCUUUAAAACCUCUGAGUCUCCAGGCAGAGCCGGCCUCCCUGAAAAGGUGGAGCCGACCGCAGCUAAGCAGCAGCAGCAUCAUCAUCAGCAGCAGCAGCCUUCUCUACAGCCAUCGGUUCACUCUGCAGCAGAGCCAACUCAAGCUUCAGGUAUCCCGGCGGCGGCGCCUGGCAGUAACCCGUCACAUUUCAUGAAGGGGGCGAUCAUCCAGCUGGCCACGGGGGAGCUGAAGCGUGUGGAGGAUCUGCAAACUCAGGAUUUUGUGCGAAGUGCAGAGGUCAGCGGAGGGCUCAAGAUCGACUCCAGCAUGGUGAUGGACAUCCGGUCCAGCCAGCAGAGACCGGGUCUGGUGUCUCUGCAUUUCACGGUGGGGGAGCAGCAGAGCAAGGUGACCAUCGACGUCCCGCCAGAGCACCCGUUCUUUGUGUUCGGCCAGGGUUGGUCGUCGUGCAGCCCCGAGCGCACGGCCCAGCUGUACGGCCUGACCUGCCACCUCCUGCAAGUAGGGGACAUGUGCGUGUCCAUCACGCUGCAGCAGCAGCAGCAGCUUCAGCCGCAGCUGCAGAAGCAACCGCAGCAUCACAACUCGCAGCAGCAGAACGUGUCAAGAACUUUAGGCAAAAGCAACGCGGCAUCGGGACCCGGUCACCAGCUCAUGGGGCCUCCCGCGCCCCAACAGCUGCGGCCGCAGGCUCACUUCAGGAUGGACCGCGUCCACAGAGAACGGCAGCAGGACGGCGAGGGCGGCGUGCUGGAAAAGGACGAAGCACACUUAGCAGCUGUUGGACACACUGAAUCCCCCGUCCGGCGAGGCCGGACCUCCACGGAGCAUCCCAGGAGUCAGAGCAGCUACCACUUGCACACAGAGGGCUCCGCUUUCGCCGGGACCGGCAUGCCCGCCACGCAGGCCGCGCUCGGCGCCUCUCAGAGGCGCUGGUCGUCGCCUGGCCUCCAAAGAUACAGCAUGAAGGGAGACGAAGGGUCGCGCCCUCAGAUAAUCGCCUCUGGCCACACGAGGCCUUCUUUCAUCCCCCAGGAGGUGAAACUGUCCAUCGAGGGGCGCUCUAACGCAGGGAAGUAGCAUCACAUUUGGUAGCAACCGCAGGAGAGACUGCCAGGAGCGAGAACGAGUCUGACAAGGAGAGAAAGAGGAAAAAAACAGUGUGAAUGUAGCCUCAGAAUGUUUGAGAUUUUGCACACCUAAAAGUACACAAAGACACAUGAUUUUGUCGAGCUUCUUGAGGAGCUUCGCUUCGAUGUUACUCAGCCACGAAAAACAGAAACCUUUGGUUUCCCAGCCUGCUGAGGUCUGACAGGAACAUGAAAAGCUAAGUAGAACGUAUGUAGCUUCUAAACGCCUGCCAUAGUCCUUACACACUGCUUUUCUCUUCCUCGCUCCCUCCUUCGUCUCCACCUCCUUGUACCCACACCUGGACAUUUUCACAAAACGACACUUUGGCUUUUACCUUCUGACCAAAACGCUCUCAAUGGGAAAUGCAACAAUGCGUGCAGCCUCAAAGCACAGCUACCAACUCUGAUGUUAAAAAUCACAGCCAGCGAUCUUUAGAUGUCAACACUCCUAAAAUAUUAUUUUUUUUAUCUCUUUAUAUGUAUAUUUAUGAAGCAUUUACCCCCCAAAAAAGUGGAGCCCCUGACAUCAACAGGGUGUGAUGUCGUCCAUUAAGACCAGCUGUCAGCAGGAAAUCUGUCUCUGUUUCUCUCCAACUCAUUCGUUUUUAGUAAGUCAGUCUCCAAAGAUAGACGCAAGAUUCUGUUUCAGGGCAAAAAACGGCGCAGGCUUGCAUGUCUUACAAUCGAGUUGUUCACUGAUCAAUUCCCUGUUCCUUCAUUUAGCUCCAUUUCAUCAGAACUGAAACGAUGCCUUUUUCUCUCUGAGACAACAGAGUUUUGCAUUCCAGCGUGAUUUUUGUCAUUUGGAGUACAUUUCUUUUUCCACGUAGGGAGUAAUCGAUGCCCCGCUUCUCUCUGUACCUCUCGGCUUUCUCCACCAGGUCGGUGAACUUUGGUGCGUUUUCAUGUAUUCGCUGCAGGAGGCGCUGGCUGCUUCUUCACUUAAGCCGUCUGGGGGGAAACGAUUGAGAGAAACACCCACCUGUUGCAUCUUGCAAUUUGCCCUGAAAGGAGAAUGUGUGUGUGUGUGUGUGCGCGUGCGUGUGUGUGCGCGAGCGAGGCCGUGUCGAAGCUCGAGUCUUGUCUUUUCUCCGUUCUUUUAAAGAAAGCAAUAGUUUUGUUGUUUCCCCCCGAAGCCUUUGGCUGUCCCGGGAAUUUCAUUGUCUGGUCCGCUACAAAGAGACGAUGCAUUAUUUUGGUCUUCAGUUUCGACACGCUCUUCUGUUAAAUUCAAACAACAUUUAAACUAAAUUGUUGACUCGUUAAUUUUCCGAAAUGCAACUUUUCAGGAGGCUCUGGUUUAACAGAUUGCUUGUGUUUCAAUUCAAAGUCAUUUUCUAAUGUCUUCUGUCGCCCAUCGUGUUCAUUCAGUCCAUCCUCUGUAGGAAUCACAGCUUCCUGUUUUUAUCUCGUCGUUUGAAGGGAAUCAGUUUGAAGUGUUGUUGGGAGAAAGCAGAACAAAAAAAAAAACUGACUUGUAUUUCUUUCUCUUUUUUUUUUAACUGUUUACAAAUCAGCCGAGAUGAAUGCUGCAGUUCCUACCUUCUGACGUAUUUCUAUCUUGAGAAAUUGAAAGUGCAAUUAGAUCAUACAUAAAUGCAUCCGGAGGUCUCGAAUCAGACGAUAUUCCUCAUGCAGACAUUCCCAUCAGAAAAGCGACACAUUAAUAGUUUCUGGUCCUUUUUUAUGAAACUUGAAUAUAACGCGAUUAUUCACUUUAAAGCAUUUUCAUUUUGCCCAAAAGCUUCAGGGGAUUUUCUCUUGCACACACACAGAGCUACUGCUUCUGCUGGCCGUAUGGCUUCUCCUUCUUGACCUCAAACCAGUUUAUAAAAGUAGUUGCAGUAAAGCGUAUUACAGUCAGAGGUUCAGGAAUGGACAAUUUGAACCUUUUUGGUAUUUGUUUUGGUUGAUACUGAAGUGUGAUUGAUUACAAAUCGAUUCCUGAAUGCAUUUUUAUGCGGAAGGCAUUUCUGUACUGCUACGAUGGACGAGGGCAAAGAGGGUUUAGUUUUUCCCCCCGCCCAGCACCCAACACAUGCUCGUCAAAGCGUAAGCAAUACUCAUUCAUCGUGAGUCGAUAACUUUAUGUGGUCUUGGUGUUUUCUAUGCAGUAAUCUCAGUACCAACGUCCAGGAUUGUCUUCAGUGUACUGAGCUGCAGCAGCUCUGAUUGUCGGAUGCAGUCGUUUGAAACGUUUCUUUUUGACUGACCUACUUUAUAGGAAUUAAAAGCAGUGUUUUUGGUUUACCUCUGUGUUUUUUGUUGUUGUUGUCGUCCAACAGUUGUCGUCUUUCUGAAUGCUGAGUGAAACCGUUUCCAUCUUCCUUCUUUGACGCCACGCAUUUAAAGCCAAAUCACUCGAGACGCGCCUCUUGGACCGUCCGUCCGGCGUUGUUUUGGUUGAGGUCACAGUUUCAAUGGGGUUCACUGUCUGGUGGAAGCAGUGCCACUUGUGGUCUCAACCCCCCCCCCCCAAGCGAGGCCGUCCUGCGUCGAUGAUUUCCUCUUUGUUCCCAUCCUUCGCUUUGAGUGGCAUGUGCUGUUUUUAAAAAAAUGAAUCCUCCGUCACGUCGUUGUAUAAAAUUGCACUAAAUGUCGUCCUUCAGUGUUCGCAAAUGAAAUCUGUUGGUAAACUGAAGACUUUCCAAUUGUAAAGCACACAAAAUCGUGGAGAAAUCGCAGGUUUUGUGUUUCUGUAGAUAGGUUGUAUUUUUUUUCCUGUGUAGAUAGCUUUGAUCGAAGAUGAUGAUGAUGAUGACGCUUGUUUAUAAUGCCUUAAAUUCAGCUUUGUACAAUGUGUCCAAACGAACAACGGACUCUGUGUUCUCCAUUCAGGUUGUACGAGAGCAUAUCAGAAAGGUCAGGCUUGACGAGCAGAAACCUGCGCACGUCGAUGAGACUGAGUUUUGUAGAACUCGUUGCCUCCCGUUUUUUAGUUUUGUUUCUUUUUUUUUUUUGUUUGUUUUAUAUUCCUAUCUCUGACUUUUUAAUCUGUAGAUUUUCAGUAUGUGGAGGAGAAAGCGCAAGAAGCUUUCCUCAGCACUUUUUUUUACAAGAUGAGUUCAAGAGCAUCAGCUGUGGAGGAGAAAUCCUUCCACUUAACCCAUGCAUAGACAGAUGCACAGAGCAGAUGUUUCUUUAUUAUUAUUAUUAUUAUUGCACAAGAUCAGUAGGUUUUUAAUGGCCAGAAUCAUCAGGUUGUGAAAGGUCCGGCGCUGCGUCCCAACGUUUCUGGGCGGCAGAAGCGGAAAAGUAUGAACUACGUCCAUCUUUUAUUAAACUGCUAACACAAACUUAGUAAGAUUGUGGUGUUGCUUGAUGUCAAAUCAAAUCAGGAGAAUGCAAAUGGUUAAAAGUUUUAAAGAAGUCUGUAUUUUCAGAUUUGACAUGAUUUUUUUUAAAUUUGUUUUUUUGUUUUUUCCUCUGCACAAGGUGACAUUGCUUUUUGUGAUGUGAAACUUAAAAACUGAACAGCAUCUUUUUUUUCCUAUUUUCUUUUAAAAUGCCUAAAUCUGCAAAAUAUAUGCAAUUAUGUAAAUGUAACAUUCAAUCCUCAAGUAUAAUCCAGGUUGUAUGAACUUUGUAUAGUGAGUUUUAAUAUUGUAUGGCCGUACCAAUAUGUAUUGAUCUCUAUCAGAAGCCUUAGAGUUGUUGACCCAAAGUGCUCCCUUAGGAAGAAAAAAAAACCCACACCUACCUGACUUUAAGAAA
Messenger RNA from Poeciliopsis prolifica (blackstripe livebearer), 6479 nucleotides. RefSeq names its product ataxin 1-like (gene atxn1l). Bases 250 to 2715 code for a protein of 821 amino acids. Gene Ontology annotation, cellular component: nucleus. NCBI's taxonomy places the organism in Eukaryota, Metazoa, Chordata, Actinopteri, Cyprinodontiformes, Poeciliidae. Gene Ontology annotation, molecular function: protein binding; RNA binding. Gene Ontology annotation, biological process: regulation of DNA-templated transcription; anatomical structure development. The record is from RefSeq and is a predicted model, not a curated record. The transcript has 3 exons.